AUGCUAAGCGAUUCCUAUCUGAGCAAGAUCUCGCGCGCGGAGAAGGUGUACCGCGGCGUGGCGGGGCUGCGGCUGCCGGACGAGUUCCUCACCCGCGACGAGUUUGGCGUCCGCGGCGGCGUCGAGUACGGCUUCCUGUCGGCGACGACCGACCGCAGCGUCGCGCUGGCGUACGCGUCGAGCGGCUCGUCGACGGGCGUGGUGUACGAGAUCCAGCAGACGAUGGGGAGCCGCGGCGCCGACAUCUCGUGGUGCAGCCAGUACCCGUUCGAGAAGGAGGUGUGCUUCGCGCCGCUGCUCGGGCUCGAGGUGCAGGAGGCCGCUGACGGCGCGCCGGCCAAGCGGAUCGAGGGCGGCGUGGUGGUGGUCGAGCUGCUGGCCAGCGUGUCGCACGGCGGCCUGGAGGAGGAGUGGGCGACGCCGGAGAAGCCAACUCCUCCGCUCCCCGCACAUACCACCGGGGCGAAAAUCGCCCCCGCGAAGGACUCGGCCAAGCAGUGCGUAGGACUUCGCGUGGCCCCAGCCGAGAAGAGUCCUCUGCGAGGCGUGGUGCCGACUCCGCGCUUCUAG
Messenger RNA from Emiliania huxleyi CCMP1516, 570 nucleotides. RefSeq lists its product as hypothetical. The transcript is spliced from 2 exons. The coding region runs from base 1 to 570 and encodes 189 amino acids. Lineage: Eukaryota; Haptophyta; Isochrysidales; Noelaerhabdaceae. The record is from RefSeq and is a predicted model, not a curated record.